This is a messenger RNA of Ascochyta rabiei, 1380 nucleotides long. Its product is annotated as Fe(2+) transporter, variant 2. The record is from RefSeq and is a predicted model, not a curated record. Gene Ontology annotation, molecular function: ferrous iron transmembrane transporter activity. The coding region runs from base 1 to 1380 and encodes 459 amino acids. Gene Ontology annotation, biological process: iron import into the mitochondrion. The transcript is spliced from 7 exons. Gene Ontology annotation, cellular component: mitochondrial membrane. NCBI's taxonomy places the organism in Eukaryota, Fungi, Ascomycota, Dothideomycetes, Pleosporales, Didymellaceae.
AUGUGUGGUACUCUGCGGCCGUUGGUGAUGGCCAGAAAGCCGCAAAAAUGGUCGAAAUGUGCGAGAGCCUCCAGCGACACAUGGCCGUACGAGUCCGAGUCAGUUUGGGCAAUGCGCCGUGGCAGCUGGCAGCGCAAUGUUGGAGGCAGCGCAGCCGCGGUGGAGUCUUCCGGGGACAUAGUGACGCCCCGUGCACGGCCCUUCCAAAUUAACACCGGUAUCAAAACUCAAGAGAUGACGGUCUCAUCACCACCGCCUGGCUAUCCUGAUUCUGCGCGACCGAAGAAGCUGCAGUCGCCCGUCCCUGUGUCGACGCUCCCACCGCCAAGCUGGAAUCUACCACCGUCACGCCCGGCCAGAUCAUGGGUGGCCAUGAUCGGCCAGCAGUCAGUGUCGAAGAAGCAGAGCAUGAGUACGGCUCCCGGCAGGGCGAACAGCUGCGAAACACGCAUCGCUGACUUGCGCCACAGCUAUGAGGCCCUCCCGCCAAACUUCUCGCUCGGCGCGAACAUGCUGGCGGGCGCGUUCGCAGGCAUUGCGGAACACUCGGUCAUGUACCCCGUCGACAUGCUCAAGACGAGGAUGCAGGUCAUCAACCCGGGGCCUACAGCGACAUACCAGAACUCGAUCGCCAAUGCCCUCGUGACCGUGUCGAGGGCAGAGGGCUUCCGGUCGCUAUGGAAGGGGCUCUCCAGUGUCAUUCUGGGCGCCGGCCCUGCGCACGCUGUUUAUUUCGCGUCCUACGAGGCCGCAAAACACGCUCUCGGUGGAAACGAGGGCGAGAGCCAUGAACACCACCCCCUCGCUGCAGCUGCCAGCGGUGCCGCAGCCACCAUCACCAGCGAUGCGCUGAUGAACCCAUUCGACGUUAUCAAACAGCGCAUGCAAUUGCACGGCUCCAUCUACACCUCUGUCAGUCACUGCGCCCGGGACGUGUUCCGCAAGGAAGGCAUUGGCGCAUUCUACGUCUCGUACCCCACCACACUGUGCAUGACGGUGCCCUUCACAGCGCUGCAGUUCAUGUCAUACGAAUCGAUAUCCAAGGUCAUGAACCCCACUGGCCGUUAUGACCCGUACACGCAUUGCUUCGCUGGAGGUCUGGCUGGUGGCUUUGCUGCGGCGCUCACCACGCCUCUAGAUGUCAUCAAGACACUGCUGCAGACACGAGGAAGCGCUCGCGACGUUGAGUUGAGGACAGUCUCUGGCCUGCUCCAGGCAGCCAAGAUUAUACACCAGAGGGAGGGCUACAAGGGCUAUUUCCGUGGCCUGAAACCCAGGAUCAUCACCACAAUGCCCAGCACGGCGAUUUGCUGGUCUGCGUACGAGAUGGCAAAGGCGUUUUUUAUUGCGCGUAGCACCAACCCCAACACCGCUUUAUAA